AUUUCAUUGAGUUCUGCUUGAAUCUUUAUUAACUCUCUUCUUCCGCUGGAUGUAGGUUUUAUUUGCUGUUUUUUCUCCAGCUCCGUUAGGUGCAAGGGAAACCUGCCUGUGAAUGGUUUUUUGAAACAUCAGAAAACACUGGCUGUAAGGGCAGAGGCUUUGAAACAAAAUUAAAAUGUGUAGUGUCAUUCUACCUGGAACUUGGCCACAUGGAAUAAGAAAUACUUUCUUCUUUUAUUUCUUCAGGCUUGCAAACAUGACUACAGUGAUCUACCUUGACAACUAGAUUCUGCCAAGAUUACCACAAUUCCUGGAUUUCCAGAGUAAGCUGAUGGGUGUGGCUUAAGGACCCCAGAUGCUGUGAGAGGAACGGGUUGUUGCUCAAGCAAAGUAUCUGUGUAAGAUAUCAGCUUUAUGUACUCAAGCAGAAAACAGUCUAUAAGAAGUCACCAGUCUCCUGGCCUGAAGAGAAAACAGAACCAUGAGUACAGCAGGAAAAGUAAUCAAAUGCAAAGCAGCUGUACUACGGGAGUUAAAGAAACCUUUUUCCAUUGAAGAGGUGGAGGUCGCACCCCCUAAGGCACAUGAAGUUCGUAUUAAGAUGGUGGCCUCAGGAAUCUGUCGCUCUGAUGAUCACGUGGUUACUGGAGCACUUGCUGUGCCUCUCCCCAUAAUCUUAGGCCAUGAGGCUGCCGGCAUUGUGGAAAGCAUUGGAGAAGGGGUGACUACAGUAAAACCAGGUGACAAAGUCAUUCCACUCUUUACUCCCCAGUGUGGAAAAUGCAAUGUUUGUAAACACCCGCAAGGCAACCUCUGCGUGAAAAACGAUCUGAACAAACCUCGGGGGACCUUGCAAGAUGGUACUAUCAGGUUCACCUGCAGAGGGAAGCCCAUCUACCAUUUCCUCGGCAUCAGCACCUUCUCCCAGUAUACGGUGGUGGAUGAGUUUUCAGUGGCCAAGAUCGAUGCAGCCUCACCACUGGAGAAAGUCUGUCUCAUUGGCUGUGGAUUUUCUACUGGUUAUGGGUCUGCAGUCAACAUUGCCAAGGUCACCCAAGGCUCCACCUGUGCCGUGUUUGGCCUUGGAGGAGUCGGCCUGUCUGUUAUCAUGGGCUGUAAAGCAGCCGGAGCAGCCAGGAUUAUUGGGGUGGACAUCAACAAAGACAAGUUUGCAAAGGCCAAAGAGGUGGGUGCCACUGAGUGCAUUAGCCCUCAGGACUACAAGGAACCAAUCCAGGAGGUGCUGAAGGAAAUAAGUGGUGGCGGUGUGGAUUUUUCAUUUGAAGUCAUUGGGCGGCUUGACACUAUGGUGGCUGCCUUGUCCUGCUGUCAAGAGUCAUAUGGUGUAAGCGUCAUUGUAGGAGUACCUCCUAAUUCACAAAGUCUCUCUAUGAACCCCAUGUUGCUAUUGACUGGACGUAGCUGGAAAGGAGCAAUUUUUGGUGGCUUUAAGAGUAAAGAUUCUGUCCCCAAACUUGUGGCUGAUUUUAUGGCUAAGAAGUUUCCACUGGAGUCAUUAAUAACCCACGUUUUACCUUUUGAAAAAAUAAAUGAAGGAUUUGACCUGCUUCGCUCUGGAAAGAGCAUUCGUACCGUCCUAACCUUCUGAGACCUUACAAAUGCCUUCACUAGCAGUAGUCUUUUGGCUCCAGCACCUCCUGGAAAAGUGAACCAAACAUCAUUAAUUCUGUUCUUCAGAAAUGCAAUCAAUUAAUCAUACAUGGGAGCUUUCCAAAAGAAACAAAAACUGAUGUGAAAUCCUUUUUUUAAGCCAAUGUUGAAAACUCAAGUGAGAGCUAAAUGCACCAUCUGCAGAGUUGAGUCCAGAAAACUUUCUUAAUCAUUCUGCUCAUGUUGAUUUAUGGCAUCUUUCUCAUUGAGGGAAAAGUCUGUAUUUCCUUGACUUCUUGCACUUUUUGUACCCUUGCCACCCUUAGGCACUGAAACCCAGAGGAGGAGGUCCCCAUUAUACUUGCCCAGCAACAUACACAUGAUGAGCUACUGCACUUGAACUCUACUAUGUCUAUUUCCACUGUCUGUAUUUUUCUUUAUAUGAAAUGUACCAAAGCCCAAGGGGAAACUAUUGUCUGAGAAAGGAUACACUUAGAUUUACAAGUAGAGAAGGUCUAGAACUUCUAUAUACAGGGAAUUUCAUUUUUUUAAAAAAAUUGAAGUGUAGCUGACAUACAAUCUUAUAUUAGUUUCAGAUGUACGACAUAGUGAUUCAACAUUUAUGGAAUUAUGAAGUGAUAAUCACGAUAAACCUACUACCAUCUGCUACCAUUCACAGUUAUUACCAUAUUAUUAACUAUAUUUUUAAGUGCAAGAAAUUUUUUAGGGAAAUGUCACAUCUUUAUAUGACAGAGGGAAGUACACUUAUUGCUUUUUGUCAUACUGUUUGCAGUGAAUAUAUUCUUUUAAACAGAAGUAGUUUCAUGCUACAUGUGAUAAAUAUGAGAUUCAGAUAUUAAGUGUGAAAACUGAACUAUUCCUGGAACCAUAUUCAAAAAUCUGUAAUUUUUUGUGCUUUAUUGGCUAGUUAGUUAAUUAUUGUAAUUAAUUGAAAAUUAGUCAUAAAGUAAUUAAAAAAUAAUAUGGUGACUUGAAGUGUAGGGAUUGUACUAAAGUAACUGUGCACACAAUAUGUAAAUGGGUAACUAAGAAAUGGACAAACAUCCAAAACAAUAUAUUUUCUGAGGAAACAUAUAUGCAUAUACAGAUGUGCAUUUUUAAUCUAGAACUUCUCUAUUAACUACCAUGUCUUAAAUCUAUAAUCCUGAAAUCAAUUUAAUUUUUUGAAUAAAUAAGAGCCUAUGGUACUCAUUUGCUCAUGCUUUCCCACUCUCGAGAGAAGAUUUGCAUUUUAAGCUUCAUCUCUAAAUGUACAUAAAAGGCUUAUUUCUUUAAGGGAUUUUGUCUCCAAAAGUGUUAUUUGUUUCCGUGUCUACAAUUUGUUGAUAUUGUGGAAAGGACUUUGGACUUAGAGCAAAUGGCUAAUGAUCUAUCACUUAAUGGUGACCUUCAGGAAGAGUUACUCAACUUCUCAGAGCCCAUUUCAUCCUUUGUUUUAAAGAAUUACUCUAAACAAGGACCACAAAAACUUUUUGUUGUUGUUUUAAAAUGUAAAAGAUACAUUUAGUGCCUUGGGCACACUUUUGAUUGUAGAGGAUGUAUGGUAUCAGCACUGACAGAUCAUACAGAUACAAAGAAUUCUAGCUAUGACCUAUUAAAGGUUCAUGCCAGUUCUUCAGAACAGCCUUUUAAAAGAUACUGCAGGGGCCUCAGAGCAGCAUGCUUCAGAUGGAGGUUCUCCAUAGGUUGAAAUGCCAAAAACCUAAAACCUAUAUGUUGACUCACAUAAUUUGGUCCAUCAUAACUGAGCCUUUAAUAUUAAAACCAAUGAUUCAGUAUUACACAUGUACCUUGCCCAGCAGUGCCACACUCUCACCAGGUGAUUCUGGGUUACCUGCAGACCAAGGCAGAGAAGACAAUACCUGUCAACACCCCUAUCUGACAGAUGGUUCACAGUCUCAGACUAACCCUACAGUCACAAUGAUAGUGAAAGUAGAAAAGGAAGAUUGCCUUUUCACCAAUGUAGAAAUGGGGAGGGGAAAGUAGAUGGCAACCAAAAUGUGAAUCAGUGUGAUGCAAUGAUGUCUGUGUCAGCUGGGCUUUUGCUGAACAAACCAGCAACUCUUAACAAUCAGCACCAGUCGCCUGGACACCCCUGAGGUCUUAGUCCUGUCCAGUAGUCAGCCUGUCCAUUGUACUUCUGUGUGCCUGCCCCCUACUGUCUGUGCGUUGGGAAUGCAUCGGGAGAUGAUGUACAUCUGAUAUAUUCAUUCCCAUGAAAUAAAUUGCUAGCAAACUAACUUUUUAACUACUGAAAAAGAGAUUAAAAACUUUUACUUAAGUCAUGCUCAAAUUAUGGACUUUAUUUCUUACUUUUAGAAAUCAAUCUUUACCUUUAAAAUUUUAAAAGAAAAAAACAGAUACUGAUAAAGUUUCCAUGUACAUGUGUUCUCUUCUCUCCAUGCUGCCAGCAAGCCACAUCAAAAGCCAUAAAAAAAGUGCUCAAGUAUGUGUGUAAAUGAGAAAGUGAUUUAUUUACAGAUCAAAGUCUUUGUUUCAUAAAGCUACCAAACUUUUUUCAUUCUACACCUGAAACUAAUAUUACACUGUAUAAUAACUAACUGAAAUUUAAAUAAAAACUUGGGGGAAAAAUUCAGCCUUUUUUUCUUUGUUAUGGAGUUCAGAAAUUGUAAAAAGAAAAAAAUAAAGGUUUUGUUGCAUUUGUUGAUGCUGGCA
This is a messenger RNA of Nyctereutes procyonoides (raccoon dog), 4308 nucleotides long. RefSeq names its product alcohol dehydrogenase E chain. Gene Ontology annotation, biological process: retinol metabolic process; retinoic acid metabolic process. The transcript has 13 exons. NCBI's taxonomy places the organism in Eukaryota, Metazoa, Chordata, Mammalia, Carnivora, Canidae. Gene Ontology annotation, molecular function: zinc ion binding; all-trans-retinol dehydrogenase (NAD+) activity. The record is from RefSeq and is a predicted model, not a curated record. Gene Ontology annotation, cellular component: cytosol. Bases 482 to 1609 code for a protein of 375 amino acids.